Molecule: messenger RNA, 1802 nt
Organism: Centruroides sculpturatus (bark scorpion)
Lineage: Eukaryota; Metazoa; Arthropoda; Arachnida; Scorpiones; Buthidae
Exons: 13
Coding region: 93-1307 (404 amino acids)
Source: RefSeq, a predicted model, not a curated record
UUCUGUUUUGUAUUUGUGUCGGUGUUGUGUGUUACAUAAAAUAAUUCGUGUUUUGUAGUUUUUUUUUUUUUUAAUGAUAAUUCUGUGUUAAAAUGAAAAGAAAACGAACGAAGCCUUCUUCUAAUAAAACGAAUGAAGAUUCAUUAAAUACUAAUAACAACAAUAAGCAAUCGUUACAAAGUAAAAAAAAAAAUAAUGAAACAGAAGAUUUAAAAAAGUCUAAUGUUAAUGUUCAAGUUAAGCCAAGUUUUAUAAAAACGUUCUUUUUAUAUAUUUUUGAUUGGAAAUGUUGGUUAUUAGGACUGAUUAUAAUACCAUUAUUAAAUUAUGCUGCUUUGAAAUAUGAAAAUAGAGAAUUCAAAUUAUCAGGUGAAUUUCUUGAUUUCAACUGGCAACAGACAAUGUACAUUAGCUGUUUGGGAAAAGGACUUCCAACAGUUAUUAUGGAUUCAUCUACUGGUAUGACAUCUGAUAUUUGGAUACCUGCACAGAAAGAAUUAUCAAAGCUAACACAGGUUUGCAUUUAUGAUCGUCACGGUCUUGGAUUUAGCAGACAACGUUUACAGAAUGUAAAUAAUGUAUCAGAUCCAUAUGUAAUAAAAAGGUUUGGUCAAUUAAGUACUGUUGAACGAAUGGUAGAUGAUUUACAUCAUCUUGUUACUGUAAGCAAACCUUUACCACGUCCAUUUAUUCUUGUUGGAUCUGAAUUAGGUGCAUUAAAUGUUAGAUUUUAUACUCAACUUUAUGAAAGAGAUGUUUCAGACAUUGUUUUAGUUUAUCCAUUAGUAGAAAAUUUAUUUCAUCAAGAUGAUGGAAUAUGGCAUAAUUAUUGGUAUUCAGAUUUAAUUUCUUCCGUAUUAAAGCUUCAGUUGUCUGCUUUUGCUGGAAUUUCCAGAAUAGGUUUAUUAUUAGGAUUUAUGGAUGUUCCUAUUAAAGGAGAACAUAUUGUAGAAGAUAUUAUCAUCAGACAGAAACAUUUCCUGUGUAAUCCACAUCAUUUGGGAGCUGCUUUAGAUGAACAUUAUUUCAUGAAUUACAGUUUUUCUCAAAUGAAGACAAUAUGGAAAUUAAAGCCAUUUCCAGUAAAUGUAUCAGUGACUGUUAUAAAUGGAAAAUUUUAUGAUAAAACACUGCAACCUGAUUUGAAUAAAGCUUGGGAAAAAUCUCAGCAUCAUUUAAUUGGAAAUCUUCAUAAUGGAUGCAAUCAUAUUUCAAUUGCUGAUGCUGAUCAUGAUAUUACUUUCAAAGAACCCUGGAUCAUAAUAGAAUCUGUAAAAAAGCUGAUUCUAGGUUGGAGAAGAAAAUAAUAUAUUUUGAAUACUUUCAAGAAAUAUGCCAAAUGUAGUUACCAUUUCACCCGCUAGAUUGUGCUGAACACGCAGACACUUCAAUCGUGUCGAUGACUCAGCCAGUGCCUACACAGCAACUGUGAAAGUAACGUUGUGCAAGUAGCAGCGGUCAAAUGUAACAUCAUGGAUCAAAGAGUUGUGAUAAAAUUUUACUGUAAAUUAGGAAAAACAGCAUUAGAAGUUUACAAAGAUAUGCUACUUGUUUAUGAGAAUGAUUGUCUUAGUUGUGCACAAGUGUUCCACUGGUUUUCAGCAUUUAAGAAUGGAAGAGAAUCCUUAUAAGAUAAACAACACAUCUGAUGUCUUAUGUCUGCUCGGGUGGAUGAAAACGUGGAAAAAGCCAAGGAAAUUGUUGCCAGUGAUAGACGAAUUACCACCAGAAUGCUUGCAGUGAAACUUGGUGUCAGUAAGGAAAUGGCCAGGUCCAUUGUAGAGAAAGAUUUUUCCCAUUUU